GCUUUUGUCUGGUCCGACAUGGGCUGGCCCUCAUUGUGCAUCUCUGCAAUUUUUUGAUUCUCUCACAACAAAUGAAUCUGAGCAUUGCCAUGCCAGCUACGGUGAACAACACAACCCUGCUUGGCCCACUCAAUGCCUCCAUGGAAAGGCCUUCCACAGACUCCCAGGACAGCUGGAAUGAAACUCUAUAGGAAUUCAAGGGAGUGGCUCCUACAUGUGACUGGAGUCCUGAAGUCCAAGGGAUCAUUCUCAGCUCCAUCAACUAUGUCUCAAUCUUGGCUCAAAUUCCUACUGGGUAUAUAGCUGGAAUUUUUGAAGCUAAGUAUUUGGUUGGUGUUGGCCUGCUUCUUUCCUCCAUCUUGACCUUCUUCAUUCCACUGGCAGCUGAUGCAGGAGUGGCCUUGCUCAUGGUCCUUCAGAUAGUUCAAGGAAUAGCUCAGGUUAUGGUAUUGACAAGCCAGUAUUAAAUUUGGGUCAAAUGGGCUCCCCCUCUAGAAAAGAAUCAACUCAUCCGCAUUGCUGUAUCAGGUAAUUUGUUGGGAUCCUUCAAUACUUGGCUUGGCGGCGGUUUCCUCUGCCAGACCAAAGGGUGACCUUCUAUCUUCUAUAUCUCUGGUGGAAUUGGCUGUGCCUGUUUUGUUCUCUGGUUUCCUCUUGUUUAUAAUGACCCCAUAGAUCAUCUAUCUAUCAGUACCGGUGAGAAGGAAUAUAUCAUGUAUUCACUGGAUCAACAGGACUGUUCACAGGCGUCUCUUCCCGUAAAGGCUAUGAUCAAAUCCCUACCACUUUGGGGCAUUUUAGUCUUUUAUUUCAGUGAAUAUUGGAUUUUUUAUUUUUUCAUAGCAUAUAUGCCAACAUACAUUAGCUCUGUACUUUAAGCUAACCUCAGAGAUAGUAGAAUCCUGUCAGCCCUGCUGAUAAGUAUUGCCUUCAUCAGCACUAUCCUUGGAGGUCUACUGGCAGAUUUUCUUCUCUCCAGAAAAAUUCUCAGACUCAUGACCAUCAGGAAGUUCUCCACUGCCAUAGGGGUUGUCGUCCCAUCUGUGGUUCUCGUGUCCCUGCAUUGGGUCAGAUCCAACCUCAGCACCAGUAUGGUCUCCUUGGCCCUAUCUUCUACCACCACUUUCUGCUAUGCAGGAGCCCUCAUUAACUUCUUGGAUAUUGUUCCUCGGUACACCGGCUUUCUCAGGGGCAUGUCACAAGACUUUGGUCACCUAUCGGGAGCCAUUUCUUCUGCUGUUGCUGGAUUUUUAAUUAAUCAGGAUUCAGAGUCAGGCUGGAGGAAUGUCUUCUUGACUUCAGCUUCUAUUUACGUGUUGGGCCUGGUCUUCUACAUCAUCUUCGGCAGAGCAGAGGUCCAGGACUGGGCUACAGGGCAGACACUCAGUUCUGAGCAAACCCGAUGCCUUCCAUUCUCAUGCUCAGCCAUGCACCGUUUGCCCUCAUGGACAUUCCCUCUUGGUACCUGCUUCACUGGAUAGCCAUUUAAUUUGAAGACGCUUUGUUUCUAAUAUCUUCUGAGAGAGCUUGGCUGCAUAAUCCUGAAGGUUCUGCCUGCAGAUUUUGCAAUGGUGGGUGGCAGCUGGGGAAGCCUAGUUACUCAACUGAGGGCUCCUGAAAGCACAAGUGUGUCUGAAUUUUUAUGUGUUCCCCACUCUGCCCACUAUUAUUGUGACUUCAUAAGAAACACAUAUUUGGUCUCUGCCCCCACUUUCUGGCACAGAGCUCCAGAAUUUAAGAUAAGUGAAAUUUCAGAUUUCUUGAGUGAGAGAUGAUAGGAGCACCUUUUGUCAUAAUAUUUGGACUUGGUCCCUGGUUCCCGACACAAGCGCUUCUAAGACCCUUGGAAUUUCUGGAGUGACGAGAGUGCCUUCUGUAGUAUUCUAUCGGGAUGACUGGUGGCUGGGGACCCACCCACAACUUUAGGAGGGGUGCUGGUCAGCAGAAACACCAAGGCAUGAUUAGAAAGUUGGAACUUCUAGCUCCACCAUCCCACCUACAGGGAGGAAUGAGGGCUAGAGAUUGAGUCAUUCAUCAAUUGCCACUUAACUAAAUCAUGCCUAUGCAAUAAAGCCUCUAUAAAACUUUAAAUGAUAUGGUUCCAAGAGCUUCUGACUUGAUGAGCAUCAGGAGGUGCUGGGACAGUGGUGACCUGGAGAGGACAGGGAAGCUCUGUGUUCCUCCCAAUAUUCCUUGCCCUAGGCAUAUUUUCCCUUUGCUUAUGAUGUAGUAACAGUAAGCAAACUGUUUUCUUGAGUUCUGUGAAUCAUUCUAGCAAAUUACCAAAUGUGAGGGGGGUGGGGUCAUGGGAACCCACAACUUUGAAACUAAGUCAAACAGAAGUAGGGGUACCUCAGGCACCCAUGACUUUAAUUGGUGUCUGAAGGGGCAUCUGGGUGGCUCAUUCAGUUGGUCGUCUACCUUCAGCUCAGAUCCUGAUCUCAGAAGUCCUGGGAUUGAGCCCUGUAUCGAGCUCACUGCUCAGUGGGGAGUCUGCUUCUCCCUCU
Messenger RNA from Canis lupus familiaris (dog), 2507 nucleotides. RefSeq names its product solute carrier family 17 member 4 (gene SLC17A4). Gene Ontology annotation, molecular function: transmembrane transporter activity. The record is from RefSeq and is a predicted model, not a curated record. Gene Ontology annotation, biological process: monoatomic anion transport; transmembrane transport. NCBI's taxonomy places the organism in Eukaryota, Metazoa, Chordata, Mammalia, Carnivora, Canidae.